This is a messenger RNA of Fusarium vanettenii 77-13-4, 1266 nucleotides long. RefSeq lists its product as uncharacterized. The record is from RefSeq and is a predicted model, not a curated record. Gene Ontology annotation, molecular function: zinc ion binding; oxidoreductase activity. The coding region runs from base 1 to 1266 and encodes 421 amino acids. The transcript has 8 exons. NCBI's taxonomy places the organism in Eukaryota, Fungi, Ascomycota, Sordariomycetes, Hypocreales, Nectriaceae.
AUGGCGACUCUUCCCACAGAAAUGAAGGCUCUCAGAUAUGAGAAGCCCGAAGAUUUCUCCAUCGUGACCGUCCCGCUCCCUGAAAUGCGGGACAAUGACGUCCUCGUUCAAGUCAAGGCCUGCGGUCAUAUCCAUGAGGGUGAAUUCAUUGCCAAGUUCCCCUUGAUUCCUGGUCACGAGACCGUCGGUGUCGUCGCCGCCGUUGGCAAGAACGUCAAUGGAUUCGCUAUUGGCGACCGUGUCGCUGCCGACAACAGUGAGCUUUGCAAUGAGUGCUUCUACUGCCGAAGAGGCCAGCCUCUUCUCUGCGAGAACUUCAACGCCCACGGUGUAACAAUGAACGGUGGCUUCGCCGAGUACUGUGCCUAUCCCGCGGCCAAGGUCUUCAAGAUUCAUAACCUCUCCUGGGUCGAUGCUACUCUUCUUGAGCCCGCCUCCUGUGCUUGCCACGGUCUUGAGAAGAUCCGACCUAAGCUGGGCUCCCACGUUCUCAUGUUCGGUGCUGGCCCUACUGGUCUGAUGCUUGCUCAGCUUCUCCGACAAAACGGUGGCUGCAAGGUCACCGUUGCUGCGCCCGGUGGUUUGAAGAUGGAACUGGCCAAGAGCCUCGAGGCUGCUGACCAGUACAUCGAGCUUUCGCGAUCCAAUCCUGAUGAGCAGUUUGCUCAGCUCAAGAAGGAGAACCCCUAUGGCUUUGACAUCGUUGUUGAGGCUACCGGCUCCGUCAGAAUCCUCGAGGACUCCAUCAACUAUGUCCGACGUGGUGGUACUCUGGUCGUCUACGGCGUGUACGCCAACGCCGACCGUGUCUCUUGGCCCCCAUCCAAGAUCUUUGGUGAUGAGAUCACAAUUCUGGGCUCGUUCUCCGAGACCUACAUGUUCCCCGCCACCAUUGACUACCUCGACUCUGGCAAGGUAAAGACAAAGGGCAUCGUCAACAAGACCUUUAAGCUCGAGCAGUUCGGUGAGGCUCUUGAGAGCAUCAAGAACAAGUCCGCCAUCAAGGCUGCCAUCGUCUUUGACGAUGAGGAGCCCGAGGUCACCCCCGAGGAGGUCGAGGUUGCCGAGUCCACAAAGGCUGAGGCUGGUGACGAGCCUGAGGCUGUUGAGCCCGAGCCCGUCGAGGCUGAGAAGCCCGAAGAGGAGAAGGUCGAGAAGCCCGAGGUCGAGGAGAAGGCUGAGGAGAAGACAGAGGCAAGCGAAAAGCCCGAGGUUGAAGAGAAGAAGCCCGAAGAAGAGGAAAAGAAGCCCGAGACAUCCUCGUAA